Molecule: messenger RNA, 827 nt
Organism: Mytilus californianus (California mussel)
Lineage: Eukaryota; Metazoa; Mollusca; Bivalvia; Mytilida; Mytilidae
Exons: 7
Coding region: 264-788 (174 amino acids)
Source: RefSeq, a predicted model, not a curated record
AAGAACAGUCAACUUCUAUCUCAACAACAUCUAGUACAGUUAAAGACCAAAAGCAGACAACCCACAGACAAAGAACCAAAACCACUAAAAUAAUAAAAACACAAACUACAGUUAAAGAUAUACAGACUAAAGACAAUAGGAAUUCAGCCAAAACCAGUAAAACAACAACAACAGUUAAGGACAUAACAUGGAGAAAGUUAACAACAAAAAGUAAAACUACAGUUACAGAUCAAGAUAUAACAGUGGAAGGCAUUACACAAGAGAUGACACCAACCAUAGCACCCAACAAGACCUUCUAUACAGGAACAUCAGGAUUUACAGGAUUAUGGAUUUGGGCUGGUGUGUUUACACUGUUUACAUCUUUGGCAUUUUUAAAAUUAUACCUACAUCUAAGAAAACAACAACCACAAUAUCUACCCUUGAACAGAAGUGAUAAUACAGAAACCACCUAUGCACCAUCUUAUUUAAACACAACUCCAUCCAGGCCAGUUAUUCCACAACAAAUUUUAACACCACCAUCAACAUCAACUCCAUUAAAACCUUCAUCUAGAUCAUCACCAUCAUUCCACUCAAUUGUAUCAUACCGAGAACCUUCACCAGGCAGCACUACCUCAUCAAUACCAUUAGUACCUAUUAUGUUUUUCCGAGACCCUUCACCAGAACCUUCAGCACCACCCUUGGAAGAUCUAGAAUCAUUAUCGUCAGAAUCAACACCUACCUCACCGAUUGCAGCCAGAACACGUAACAUGAUUAAAAGAAAAGCAAUGUUGUCUGAUAGCAGUCUCUGAAAAUAACAUGAUUUACACUAAUCUUUGUUUACAUACUCC